CUCUCUCUCUCUCUGCAGUGUUCUAGUGAAUGGAGAUGAAACUCAGUACACUGCAUCUUUAAACCGGAGCGCUCCUCCUCUUCCUCCUCCUCCUCUUCCUCCUCCUGCUGUUGCUGCUUAUUACUGCCUGUCAAAGUGCGGGACUCUAAAAAAAACGAGGGGAAAAGGGGGAAAGAAGAAAACCUGAGAGUCUCAGAGGAAGAGGAACACGACGUGCUCCUUCACUGGGAACGAGUAGAGACACGUCGGGCGCUCGCGCGCUGACCGGAUGUGCGCUUCUCUCAUGGAGGUUUCCGUGAACGCGCCUCGAGUUGGAGGAGUAAAAGUCUGGUGUGAUUAGGAUUUUCGUGCUCUCGCGCGCUCGGUGUGUGUGUGUGUGUGUGUGUGAGAGAGUGUGAGUGAGCGUAUGAAUGUGUGUUGUGAGUGCGCGUGCGCGCGCGCUACUUUGUGUCGAUUGGACUACUCGGAUGUUUUUGUGAUCUGUUUGGGAAUUUUGUCGGGGUUUUGAAGAGCGCGUACCCUGAGCUUCUCAGGUUCUCCGCUUCUUCUCAGGGCGCAUGUUGGUAUUUUACCCUCCGUGAUCGGAAUCCGUUUCCAAAACCACCACCCCUCCACCACCACCCCCCCGAUGCCCCAGCAGCAGCCCUGAUGUGGGGGAAAAGUGCGGCAUGGCUGCAGGACGAGCUGAAGUCCAGGCUCAACUCCCUGCUGCUGCUCGACUGCCGCUCGCACGAGCUCUACGAGUCCUCACACAUCGUGUCCGCCAUCCACCUCGCCAUCCCGGGCCUCAUGCUCCGCCGCCUGCGCAAAGGCAACCUGCCCAUCCGCUCCGUCAUCCCCAACGACGACGACAAGGAGCGCUUCAUCCGCCGCUGCAAGAGCGACACCGUGCUGCUCUACGACGAGAGCCGCCGGGACCACCGCGGGUCUGCCGCCGGGACUACCGCCGGGUCGGUGCUCACACUCCUCAUGCACAGACUGCGGGAAGACGGAUGUAAGGCCUAUUACCUGGAGGGAGGGUUUAAUAAGUUCCACAUGGAGUACCCGGGGCACUGCGAGACGAACCUGGACUCGUUGUGUCUGAGCAGUUCUCCUCCCGUCUCAGUUCUGGGUCUGAGCGGGUUAAAGAUCAGCUCGGACGGCUCGGAUGGAGAAUCGGAUCGGGAGCCGAGCAGCGCCACUGAGUCGGAUGGUAGCCCGUUACCUAGCAACCAGCCGCCGUUCCCGGUGCAGAUCCUUCCCUACCUGUAUCUGGGCUGCGCUAAAGACUCCACCAACCUGGACAUCCUCGGCAAAUACAACAUCAAGUAUAUCUUGAACGUGACACCAAAUCUCCCCAACGUGUUCGAGCACAAUGGGGACUUCAAGUACAAACAGAUUCCCAUCUCCGAUCACUGGAGCCAGAACCUGUCACAGUUCUUCCCCGAAGCUAUCUCCUUCAUCGAGGAAGCUCGAUCUAAGAAGUGCGGUAUCCUGGUGCACUGCCUGGCAGGGAUCAGUCGCUCGGUCACGGUGACGGUGGCAUAUCUGAUGCAGAAACUUAACAUGAGUCUGAACGACGCUUACGAUUUUGUUAAGCGCAAAAAAUCCAACAUCUCGCCCAACUUUAAUUUCAUGGGGCAGCUGCUUGACUUCGAGCGGACGCUGGGAUUAAACAGCCCGACUUGUGACAACCGAUCACCCAAGGACCAGCUGUUCUUCACCACACCCACCAAUCACAACGUUUUCCAGCUUGAUACACUCGAGUCCACGUGAAAAUACGCCAUAAUUAAUGUUUUUGCCUCCAGAGGGAAAGUUUAUAAACGCAGUUUCGGGCAGUGUUGAAUGGUUGAAAAUGCCCGGAAAACUGAUUGUGAAAGCAGAACCACAGAGACACAGUUUCAGCCACCAGGGCAGCUUCUCUUGCCUUUUAGAAACGGACUGUUCUCUUUUUUAAUUUUUUUUAAAUAAAGAGGAAACAAGAGACCAAAUGAAACCAGACAAAAAUUUAUCAAGUUUUUACAACAACACACUUCUUGUCCUGAUGGGUGCCAAUCUGGAAUUAAUUCUUUUUUAUUUUUUCUUCAGAAAGAACACACAACCUAAUAUAGAUAUUUAAAAAAAAUAUGCAUUGAAAAUGCCAUAUAUCUGAACCAACAGCUUCUAGAAAUUCCUGGUUAUACCUGACCAACAAUAAUGUUUGUGGGAAUUUUCUUUUUUUGUUUUUUGUAAUUGUUUAUUUUAACCUAAAGCUCUUUGCACAGGGAAGCAUUUUACUUUUUUGGCACUUGAAACUGGUACACGAAUAAAAAGAGACAUUUUGAGGUCGUUAAAGUCGUUAACAAACUUCCGCACUUCCUUCCUAAAAUUUUUUUUAUUUCUUUAUUGACUCAUGCUCAGGCCUCAGCUCUUGAUAAUAUAACAGUAUCGCGACCUGGCAUGGUUGAUUGUGUGUCUGCUCGGCUCAAGAUGGUGGUUGCUAGUAAACGAGUGUUUAGGAUUGUUUUUUUUGACUACUCUUGUCGUUGCUGCAUUUAGCAGGACGGCAGGAAGUGUGUGGCGGGAGCGUUUCUACAGGAAGAAACAUUCGAUCGGACUGGAAAGGGACAUGUAGGAGAUUGCAGGAUUGCUUUAACCCGCCUUAUAUAACCUUUUUUUUUUUUAUUCUUUCCUAUUCUGACUGUUCAGUACUUAUUUGUAUCUCACUUUAGAAAUCGUUAUAAACUUAUUAAAAUGUAAGUGUUUAUUUUUAAAGGAAUCAAUACGUAGUAAUAAUGACAGCUAAUGGUCUCUAACGGGUCAGUCCAGGUUGUAUAUUUGUUACUUCUGCAAUAUUAUCCAAAUCAAUUUUGCAGUAUUUUAUAUAGUUGAGAAAAAAAAUGCCUCGGGUUUUUAAUUACUCUUUUUUGUACAUGAGUAUUUCAAAAUUUCACACUAAAACCUACUGCAAGUUUCUCUGUCCUGCAAUGGAACUGAGUGAACUUUACAUCCAUGAGUUGAACUUGGCAUGUGUUGAUGAUCGUUUACGAGAUACAUCACAAUGUAUAUAUUUAUUCACAACAAUUAUAUAUUUUUAAUCUCAGAUUCACCAAAAUUGCAGCCUCGUUCAGACUGCUGUCUUUUCUGAAAAAGGGAGUCCAAUAAUUCUGUUGAGAGUUUAAAAACCCCAAACAGUGAAGAAGACUGUCGAGAAAUAUAAAUAAGUUAACAUCAAAUAGCAACGCUAUUGAGUCCUAUAUUAAGUUAUUUGUAUUUGUUGUGAAUGAAGUGUAAAAUUAACUCAAAACAUUACCAACCCUGCUAAUAUAUUAUUUACCACAUUAGCCUGUUAUGAGUUAUCGUUCUGCUUGCAGUGAAAUAUGUUGUUUCAUUGUAAUAUUGUAAUACAAUUCAAAAGUAUCAACACAUGACAAGAAGUCGUCACAAAACACAAACUCAUCACACUUUCUUUUGUAUAUGACUGCAUCUGAUUCUGUCUAUAAACUCAACAAGAUCUCAAUAUUGUGCUUGAUAUUGAUAUUCCUGUGGCCUUUUUUGAUGUAUUUGAAUAUAUCUAAUAUAUCUAAAUAUAAAUCUAUAAAUCUAUAUUUUAUGCAGAUAUGCAACCGUCUCCUCCUGAAUAAUUAAUGAGGACGACCAUUUCUCAAGCUUGAAACGACUUUUUAUCUGUUAGGAAGUUAGUAGCCAAUAACCAUCAGGAAACAAAAUGAGGUUUGAGAUUUGAGGCGGGCUGAAGCGAGGGAUUACUAGUUUUUAUUUAUUUUCAAAAACUGGUAUUAGCACAAACUCCAUUUAGUUUCAAAUAAAAACAUUGCCUUUUCCCAGUAUUAAAUAAAGCUUUAAAUACAAUGUAGCAUUGUGUGUAAACAUCCUAACACAGUAAAAAUUACUUUAACACACAUACUACUCAGCAAAGACACCACGCUUUGUUCAUUUAUCUAAUGCGUUAGCCUCUUUACUGUCCUGCUAAUAAAUUUAUUUGACAAAUUAGCAUAUAAUUAACAUGCUAACAUGCAAACUAGUACUGUAUAUACAUAAAAUGAUUUAGCCUGUUUAAUGCUACACAUUGAUUAACAUUACAGUAAACAUGCUAACACACUGAAUAGUAUUGUGUAAAUUGUACAAUAUUGUACAUAAUGUUUAAUGUGUUUAUGUGAUGGUGUUUCUGGUUUAGAUGCGAACGCCAAAACUAGCACUAAAAUGUUUCACAAUGAGUAAAUCACAAAUUGGGUUAUAUUUAUCUUUAAAAUGUGAGAAUAGCACAGUUUUAGUGUAGAGCCCUAACCCUCGCCUCUCGCCUCAAGUCCUACAGCGUUGUGUUAAUGGAACGUUGUGUUUAUUGUUGAAUGGUUGAUUUUGAGCUGCUUCUUCCUGGAGGAAUGUUUGUGUCUCUGUAACAGUAAAUCUUUCUCAUCUGUAUUUUUUUUUCUUUUGCGUCACAGGAGCUUCAAGUUCUGUAUAAAAAUUAAUUGUAGCUACAAAACUAAAAGGAGAAUGAUAAAGAAAGGAUGAGAUGAAUGAGUAAAUGACACGGUGUGUAACUUACCUCACUGAGGACUUUUUCAGGGAUUUUUUGACAAUGCGUGUUCUUGGUGUUACAGCUUCACCUGAUAAUGAUUCGCUGUUUUAUACUUGCUGUACACAUUUUUUUUAAAGAUGCAAUCUAUAUCCUGUAUAAAGUGGGCUUGUUAAUGUGGAUUUUUUCGUUUCUUUUUUGUUCUGAUUUAUGAAGGAUAUGAAAUUGUCCGUUUGCGUUGUACAGUUGUAUGGAAACCAACACGAGACGUUUAUACGGCAAAUAAAUAUUGAAUUAUUUUUUUGGUUAA
Silurus meridionalis is the source of this 4805-nucleotide messenger RNA. It is a transcript of the gene dusp7, whose product is annotated as dual specificity phosphatase 7. Gene Ontology annotation, molecular function: protein tyrosine/threonine phosphatase activity; MAP kinase tyrosine/serine/threonine phosphatase activity. NCBI's taxonomy places the organism in Eukaryota, Metazoa, Chordata, Actinopteri, Siluriformes, Siluridae. The transcript has 4 exons. Bases 649 to 1755 code for a protein of 368 amino acids. Gene Ontology annotation, cellular component: cytoplasm; cytosol. Gene Ontology annotation, biological process: protein dephosphorylation; negative regulation of MAPK cascade. The record is from RefSeq and is a predicted model, not a curated record.